This is a messenger RNA of Stegastes partitus (bicolor damselfish), 1521 nucleotides long. Its product is annotated as calcium homeostasis modulator family member 2. Gene Ontology annotation, cellular component: plasma membrane. Bases 455 to 1432 code for a protein of 325 amino acids. The transcript is spliced from 3 exons. The record is from RefSeq and is a predicted model, not a curated record. Gene Ontology annotation, molecular function: monoatomic cation channel activity. NCBI's taxonomy places the organism in Eukaryota, Metazoa, Chordata, Actinopteri, Pomacentridae.
CCUCAACCUUAGGCCGGUUAACGGGCUGAUUGUGUUGUCUUUAACUAUGAUCAUGCUCUCAGUAUCUGAGCUUCCUCUGUUUUGCCCCGUACUGUUCUGUGAGCAACACAUGUUUUCACUCAGAGACCACAGAUUUUUUUUUUUCCACUGCUGAGGGCACUUCCUGACUGUGAGUCAUCUCUCACUCGGGCAGCGAACACAGACUCAAAGCUGCACGCAAAAAGAAGAUCUUCUCUUUUCAGUCUUUUUUAUUAAGUUUGUGAAGAAAUUAAUCUGAUGUUUUGGAAUCUACAUAUUUCUCAAGUUCUUCCUGUGAUGUCGCUGCUCUAGGUAUUUUUAUUGGAUUAUAAAAGCUCAGUCACAUGCCCUGUCGCAGGAUGCUGCCAAAGCCCUGACAUUGCUAGAAAAUUCACCGCUCUUCAGUGUAAUCCCCAUAAAGACCCGUCAUCUCGACAUGGCUGCUGCUGCACUCGUCACCGAGAACUUUAAGUUUGUGUCCCUCUUCUUCAAGAGUAAAGAUGUGAUGAUCUUCAAUGGUCUGAUUGCUCUGGGCACUGUGGCCAGCCAGACUGCAUACAACGUUUUCGCCUUUCACUGUCCGUGUUCCUCUGGUAGGAACUAUCGCUACGGCCUGGCUGCCAUUGGCGCUCCAGCACUUGCAUUUUUCCUUGUAGGGAUAAUGAUGAACAAGAGCACCUGGGACCUGGUGUCUGAGUGUCGGCUUAGAAAGCUACGGAAGCUGUCGGCGGCUGCUGGUUUUGCGCUGCUGGGAACCAUCAUCGGUCGAGCUGUGGUGGCUCCACUAACAUGGGUGGUUAUCUCUCUGCUGCAGGGUCAAGCCUACACUUGUGCCCUCAGUGAGUUUGUUAAUGCAAGUACUCUGCAGGGCUUCCCCUCAGGUCAGGGGUCAGAUGUCAUGGCGAAACUCCCAUGUGAAGGAAGUGUUCCAACGGAGCUGCAACACUUCUGGGUAGAAAUUGAGCGGACACUAAAAUACGAAUCUCAGCUGACAGGCUGGGUGCUGGUGGCAGGAUUGUCUCUGACUGUGUUCCUAAUGCUCUGCAUGAAAGGCUGCUCCUCCCCACUUGGCUACCGGCAGGAGAACUACUGGUCCCAGUACCGCUCGAAUGAAAAGUCCCUGUUUGAACGCACUGCAGCAGUCCACGCCCGCCUCCUGGCUGCAGAGAAUGUUAAGAGUUUCUUUGGUUUCGUGGCACUGGACAAGGAAGACAAGGAGCAGUUGGCGGAGCACCAAACUGCUAAUCCAAUCUGCAGCACCAACUGGAACAGAGUAACAGGAGUCUAUCUCUACAGGGAAAAAAAUGGGGUUCCUCUGUACAGCAGGCUCAAUAAAUGGGCCACAUACACCCUGGAGAAUAACUGGGAGGCCAUGGAGAAAGAGAUGGACAUGCUGACAGAUGGAGCUUGUUGAAUCAUCAAAUUAGUACCUCCAACCCCGUCCCCCCACCUUUUCCUGUGCUCAAAGUUUGUUUCAUAGUUUUAAUAAAAUUGUGAAACUGA